Messenger RNA from Danaus chrysippus (African queen), 306 nucleotides. The record is from the annotation of a GenBank genome assembly. Lineage: Eukaryota; Metazoa; Arthropoda; Insecta; Lepidoptera; Nymphalidae.
AUGAUAGUGGGUGCUACGACCGCUACGACCCUCUACGGUCCUCUACGUCAGUCUACGAGCCUCUACAGUAGCACGGAUCGCAUUCGUCCCCGUCUACUAACUGUUCUACUCAUAAUGUUAUCUGUCCUUCGUGACGGCUUGAUGGCUGACGGUCAGCACGGAACAGACACGAGCGAGGAUGAGCGGACCGAGCGGGGAUCGAUAGAUGGACACACGGCGCCGCACGACGAGGACGACGGAGACAGGAGACGCGCGGAGACCAGCUCGCGGACGGGGAGGCGGGCGUGUCAGUGGAGACGUCGCUGA